AUGCAGAACACUGGAUCUCUCUGUAUCAAGUAACUUCUCGAAAGCUGCCAUGCUAAACACUCUUGCCACCGGUACCGUCGCAGCCGCUGUCAACCCCAUAACUAUGGCCAUGGUUCGCAGGUUCCCCGAAGCGAACAUGCAUCAUCAUGCACCCCACAGAGCCGAAAUGUUGUGGUCCCGGCGCGGUUUGACAUGUCGCGAACGGAAGGUUAUUCUCACUUUCCGCCUUUAACCAUCGAUUCCCCAACUCUCUUGCUUUCUUUUUCACGUUCUCUCGACGAGGGGAAAUAAGAAGAAGCUGUUUCGCCUUUCGAUUUUUCUUUCCCGGCCAGCAGCACAAGAAACGAUGAGUGGUCAACCCAAGAACUUUCGAUCCUCGAUGGAGAAGGCCAACACAGAACAUGCGGAGGUUGUUGAUCGGCUCAAGGAGCAGGCGGUAGGUACUGUUAGGCUAUACGAUGAAAACAAUAAUUUGAGACUCAUUCCGGUGCCUACUAAUGAUCCGAAUGAUCCACUCAAUCUCCCCAUGUGGAGGAAACAUAUGAUCCUCGCUACCAUGAUUCUUUAUGGUGUCGCUGGAUUGGCUGCCGUCGCGAAUAUUGGCAGUAUCCUCCCCGUACUGCAGAUGCAGUAUGGAGAUCCAGUCGUAGUCAUGGCAUUAUUGUCUCCUCCGAAUCCCGGAUCCAACGAGCCCGAAGUCGUCCGCACUGGAGAUCCGGCUACCACCACCGGAGCAGUAGUCAAGCCCGCUCAGCUUCCUCUUCCGUCGCUCUUCAUGGGCAUAUCCAACUUCAUUUCUGUCCCGCUCUCCCUGGCCAUCGGCCGUCGUGCCCUUCUAGUACUUCUCAUGAUCAUCACCACCGUGUCCAUGAUCUGGGCCGCAGUGUCCAAGGACUUUUGUCAUCAUCUGGCUGCGCGCUGUGUCAUGGGCUUUGGAGCGGGGAGCUUCGAGUCCUUGAGCUCGCUGGUGUUGUAUGAUAUCUAUUUCAUCCACCAGAGGGGAAAUUUACCUGUUCGGCGUCAUGUCCUCGAAGAUCAUAGUCGGUCUGUGUCCCCCGCUCCUCCUCCUCCCACGACCAAACUGACUCUUGUAGCCGACAAUCUCAUCGAAACCGACGCUUUCGGCAACGUCCAUGUUGUAGGCAAAGUCGGAGACGCCAACAUUAACAAUACGACCGGCCCGACAGCGCAGUCGACCUCUCUCGAGUCCGUCGUCGGCGGUUACGAGCCACGCAGCUGGGCAAACGACAUGAAGUUAUUCCGCGGCGCCACGGACUGGAGUCAAUGCUGGACCUGCUACCGAAACAUGCUCAAAGCGGCGGUUCUGCCCAACAUCGCCUGGGUCGUGAUCCUGAAUUCGAUCUGCAUCGCUGUCAUGAUUAGCUAUCUGACGACGUUUUCUCAACCGCUUAUGGUGUGGCAGAAGGGUGGCGCAUGGGCUGUCGAUAACCUGGGACUAUCGACGCUCGCGAUGUUACCCGCUUGCUUUUUCUCGUUCAUCGCGUCCGGCUGGGAUAUGGAUUGGAUCUCGAAGUAUAUGGCAAAGAGGAACGGCGGAAUCCACGAACCCGAGAGUCGUCUCCCCUCCAUAAUCCUCCCCUCAAUCUUCACCAUCCUCGGCAGUGUCCUGUACGGCGUGUCCAGCGAGCGCACCGACCAAUACCACUGGGCGGUCUCGCUUCUCAGCGCGUUCUUCCUCAACUUCGGGUUCCUCUCAUUAAACACCAGCCUUUCUGUCUACGCGGUUGAAUGCUACACCCGCUGGGCCGGGCCUCUCCUAGUAAUAGUCUGCGCGCUCCGCAACGUCGUGGGCUUCGCGAUGAACUUCAAGAUCGUCGACUUCAUUGCCGCGGGCGGUUACGAUGGUGCGUUUGGCAUCUUUGCGGGUAUCUUUGCGGGCGUGGCGAUGAUCGGCGUGCCGGUUUAUGUCUGGGGUAAAUUACUGAGGAGGUGGUCGGCUGGAUGGGUUGGGUUGACCGAUCGUUGA
Messenger RNA from Tricharina praecox, 1987 nucleotides. RefSeq lists its product as uncharacterized. Gene Ontology annotation, molecular function: transmembrane transporter activity. Lineage: Eukaryota; Fungi; Ascomycota; Pezizomycetes; Pezizales; Pyronemataceae. The transcript is spliced from 8 exons. The coding region runs from base 347 to 1987 and encodes 546 amino acids. Gene Ontology annotation, biological process: transmembrane transport. The record is from RefSeq and is a predicted model, not a curated record.